Penicillium pulvis is the source of this 192-nucleotide messenger RNA. RefSeq lists its product as uncharacterized. The transcript has a single exon. NCBI's taxonomy places the organism in Eukaryota, Fungi, Ascomycota, Eurotiomycetes, Eurotiales, Aspergillaceae. Bases 1 to 192 code for a protein of 63 amino acids. The record is from RefSeq and is a predicted model, not a curated record.
AUGAACUUCCAACAGAACACGGCAGUGCCAGUGUCACAGUCCGCAGUCACGAGUCUGCCAGCUGGCAUCGAGGGCGAAGUAGACAAGGGGGAAGGGAUCAGCGUACACUCAUCAGGCUACGGAGGCGGACCUGCAUCGAGAGAGGAAGCACUCCCUCAUCUUGAGGGGCAAGCGGCUGUCCACGGGGUGUAA